CUGAUAGAGAGAGAGAGAGAGAGCGAGCAUCGACCUCUCUACGUCCCUCUUCUCUGAAAUCUGAAUUGUUUGGAAGUAGGCCGGGAAGGAGAAGGCUUCAAAUUCGGCGAGUUGACCGGACGAGACUGGGAGAGUUCUUCGCCAGAUUGGGAGAAUAAAGUUGUCGGAAGCGUCUUUUUGUUUUAACCCGUCGACUUGGGAGUGUCGGAUGCUCCAAUAGAGGUGAUCAAAGAGCUUUUGAAAGUUUCAACUUCUGGACCAGUUUUAGCUACACGGGCUCCUCUAAGAUUGAAAGGGAGGAGUAAAGGAGUUGAUUGACAGAGAAAAGAUGGCUGUCGUAAGAUGCAGUUUCUCUGUUUUACCUUCGCUGAGAAAUUGCAGCAUAAAAAAAAGUCGAAUGGAUCAUCAAAUUUGUUCUUUUCCUUCAAGAUCCAAUAGCGUCCCAAUUCCAGUUUUGGCUUCAGCAAGCAAUGUUCAAAAUUUCCAGCAAACCCGACUCUGUGCCACCAAUUCCAAGGAGUUGUUGGAAUUACUGAUUGAAAGAGUUGACUUAUCUGAAGAUAUGGCGGAGGCCUCGCUUGAGUUUCUGCUGACAGAAGCUAAUGAAGCUCUAAUAAGUGCAUUUCUUGUUCUUUUAAGGGCCAAAGGAGAGACAUACGAAGAAAUUGCUGGAUUGGCGAAGGCGAUGAUAAAACGUUGCAAGCAGAUAAAAGGAAUCACUGAUGCUGUUGAUAUUGUUGGGACAGGAGGUGAUGGUGCAAACACAGUUAACAUAUCAACAGGGGCCUCCAUUCUAGCUGCUGCUUGUGGAGUGAAAGUUGCAAAGCAAGGAAACCGCUCCAGUUCUUCUGCAUGUGGAAGUGCAGAUGUGCUUGAAGAGCUAGGUGUAGUUAUUGACUUGGAUGCAGAGGGGGUGAAGGCAUGCGUAGAGGAAGUAGGAAUUGGUUUUAUGAUGGGUCCUGAAUACCAUCCAGCAAUGAAAAUUGUUGGUCCUGUCCGGAAAAAGCUGAAACUGAAAACAGUAUUCAACAUACUGGGUCCAAUGUUGAAUCCAGCACGAGUUCCUUAUGCAGUUGUGGGUGUCUACCAUCAAGAAUUGGUCAGUAAGAUGGCGAAGGCUUUGCAAAGAUUUGGCAUGAAAAGGGCAUUGGUAGUUCAUUCAGAGGGACUGGAUGAAAUGAGUCCUCUUGGUCCAGGAUUUGUUCUUGAUGUUACUCCAGAAAAGAUUGACAAUUUUCCGUUCGACCCAUUGGAGUUUGGAAUCGCUCGCUGCACUUUGGAAAGCCUGAAAGGUGGUGGCCCAGAGUUUAAUGCAAGAGUACUUAAGGAUGUGCUAUCUGGUGAUAAGGGAUCAAUUGCGGAUGCUUUUAUUCUCAAUGCUGCAGCUUCUCUCUUAGCCAGUGGUUAUGUGAAAAAUCUUGCUGAAGGAGUAGAGAUGGCUCGUGAAACACACCGAUCAGGAAAAGCUAUUAGGACACUGGACUCAUGGAUAACUGUUUCAAACCGUUUAAGAAGAAAUGCUGCUGGAUCUGAGCUGCCUAGGCAAAUGCUGGGAAAUGUAUCCAAGUGACAGUUCGAAGAGAAAAAUCAACAGCUUAUCUUGUCCUGAAGUUCUCAAUAAUACUCUCAGUGAGUUUAACGUUUCUUUAUAUUUAAUAAAGAAAUCUGUAUUCUAAAGCUGCAAUUUACUUGUUCAGACAGUUGCUCUUUCCCUUUCGCCUAGUGCCCUUGCAGGAUAGCAAUGCUUAUGUAUAUCCUGGUUCUUGUGUUCAAAACAACUGCAUCUCUGGAAGUCAAGAUGUCGAGAGCCUAUCAUGGUGAAAAUAUUUGAGCAAGUCAUAUGAUGCUUACAUUGAUUA
Molecule: messenger RNA, 1859 nt
Organism: Nymphaea colorata (pocket water lily)
Lineage: Eukaryota; Viridiplantae; Streptophyta; Magnoliopsida; Nymphaeales; Nymphaeaceae
Product: anthranilate phosphoribosyltransferase, chloroplastic
Exons: 11
Coding region: 329-1570 (413 amino acids)
Biological process (GO): L-tryptophan biosynthetic process
Cellular component (GO): cytosol
Molecular function (GO): anthranilate phosphoribosyltransferase activity
Source: RefSeq, a predicted model, not a curated record